GUGGCAAUGGGGGUGGUAGAAUGUAAUUGACUUUUGAUUGCAUUCCAAGGCCGAGCAAUGAAAACUCACUAAUUUACAGACAAUCUCUUAUACGAAAUAAACACUGUCCGCUCCUUUUCCACUGUUUACACCCGUAAUCUGUGCGUUAUCAUCAGCUGGAGCUAUUCAGGGACCAUUUGCUGAUAACAUGAGUGUAUGAUUACCGCCUGCAGGCCGAGCCGCAUCAACAUUGUUCCCUCAAUCGCUAGCGGUCAGUCGUCGCGGAAUCUCCCACGGAAAAUAGCCGAGAAUAUGUCGAAACGGGUGCUUUCCAUCCAGAGUCAUGUGGUCCAUGGCUACGUGGGCAACAAAGUGGCCACCUAUCCACUGCAGUUGCUUGGCUUCGAUGUGGAUCCAUUGAACUCCGUGCAGUUCUCCAAUCACACAGGCUACAAGACCUUCAAGGGUGCUGUUUCCAACGAGAAAGAAUUGGCCGCAAUAUUUGAGGGACUGGAGCAGAACGAAUUGCUUCCACUCUAUUCACAUCUGCUGACUGGUUACAUCGGGAAUCCUCUGUUCCUUCGCCAGGUGGGCGUCAUUCUGAAGAAACUGCGGGAGGCGAAUCCUGGUCUGGUCUACGUUUGUGAUCCGGUGAUGGGCGACAACGGGGAGCUGUAUGUGCCCAAGGAACUUCUGCCCAUUUACAGGGACGAGAUCAUUCCCCUGGCGGACAUAAUUACCCCAAAUCAGUAUGAGGUGGAACUCCUGACCGAGAAGGAGGUCCGCAGCGAGGAGGCUGUGUGGGAGGCAAUGGAUUGGUUCCACAAGCGAGGCAUAAAAACGGUUGUGAUUUCAAGCAGCGAUCUCGGCCAGCCGGGGGUACUCCGGGCCUUCCUAAGCCAACAGAACGGACCCCGUCUGGCCAUCGAUAUCCCGAAGCAGGGCGGCAAGGAUCUGGUCUUCACAGGCACCGGCGACCUCUUCGCAUCGCUCUUCCUGGCGCACAGCCACGGAUGCGGGGAUGUGGCCACAGCCUUCGAAAAGACCAUCGCCAGUCUGCAGGCUGUCAUAAAGAAAACAGUGGCUGCCCUGCCCAAUGGAGGAGCUGGUCCUGUCAAGGCAGCUGAGCGGGAACUAAAGUUGGUUGCCUCGAAAACCGAGAUUGAAAAGCCCGAGGUGUUGCUGAAGGCGCAACGACUUAACUAGAGAAGCAAAGUAUAUAUCCUGAAUGAAAAGAAUACCUUAAAUAGCUUACCUUAACUACAAUGAAGAGAUUCCAUAAAGAAGGUUCUUGUAUUCCAAGAUGAACAGCACAAAUCAACGAUUACCUUCAAAAUAAUUCAUAAAUAUAUAUACAAAAUGUACACUUUUAUUUUUUGUUAGAAACGACAGAAAAGGACAAUAAUCUUUAUAUAUAUAUAUGUAUCAGCUUAUUAAAUGUAUAAGAUAUGUAACCUUUGAUUCAAAAUAAUGAGUGUAUUGUCCUGUCUUCUUACUCUAUAUGAUUAUUGUCAAGUUAAAAGUUGAAUAACCGACAUAUAUAUUUGAUUUACGAUGAUGCUUUUGAUACCUUUUUGUGGAUCUAUUAUACCGAUUACUUAUACAAAUAUAUAUGACAUGAUAUGAUGGCCAUUGUA
Messenger RNA from Drosophila bipectinata, 1616 nucleotides. It is a transcript of the gene Pdxk, whose product is annotated as pyridoxal kinase. Gene Ontology annotation, cellular component: cytosol. NCBI's taxonomy places the organism in Eukaryota, Metazoa, Arthropoda, Insecta, Diptera, Drosophilidae. The record is from RefSeq and is a predicted model, not a curated record. Gene Ontology annotation, biological process: pyridoxal 5'-phosphate salvage. Gene Ontology annotation, molecular function: pyridoxal kinase activity.